This is a messenger RNA of Cannabis sativa, 1543 nucleotides long. RefSeq names its product transcription factor MYB62. The coding region runs from base 389 to 1378 and encodes 329 amino acids. The transcript has 3 exons. Gene Ontology annotation, biological process: regulation of DNA-templated transcription. Gene Ontology annotation, cellular component: nucleus. Gene Ontology annotation, molecular function: sequence-specific DNA binding; DNA-binding transcription factor activity; catalytic activity. The record is from RefSeq and is a predicted model, not a curated record. Lineage: Eukaryota; Viridiplantae; Streptophyta; Magnoliopsida; Rosales; Cannabaceae.
UACAUGUACAAAUUAAGUAGUACUCUAGUCAAGAAAUUCAUUAAUUGUAAAGUAGUUCUAAGUCAAUUAUAUAUACCGACUAUACUGAUUUAUAAUUUUUUUUUUCUUGCAAUAAAUUUAUGCAUGGAAGCUGAGUGGAACUCUCCUUCUAGGAAUUCUUAAAAAUUUCUACAAGUCACUUCUUUUGAAAAGUUAUUGUUGUAGAAAUAGACCACUAGGGGGGGCUAUAAUUAGCUUAAAGCUUUGAACUUUUCUAGUGUAUAUAAAGGCUUAGCGUGCUGACUAUGUGUUUUGCUUCACUUUAGGUUCAAAGACCUUAAACCCUUUAAAUUUUCCAUUCCUUUAAAGAAAAAAAAAAAAACAAAAGAAAAUAUAUAGUUUCUUCUCUAUGUCUACUAACAGCUGUAAAAGCUCAUCAAAUAAUACAAGUUGUAGUGAAGAUGACGGUAAUGAGCUCAGAAGAGGUCCGUGGACUGUUGAAGAAGACACUCUUCUCAUCCACUACAUCACUCGCCAUGGUGAAGGCCGAUGGAAUUUGCUAGCUAAACGUUCAGGAUUACGGAGAACUGGUAAGAGUUGCAGAUUGAGAUGGCUAAACUAUCUGAAACCAGACGUCAAGCGUGGGAACCUUACUCCUGAGGAACAAAUCCUGAUCCUUGAUCUUCAUUCCAAAUGGGGCAACAGGUGGUCCAAAAUAGCACAAUAUCUACCAGGAAGAACUGACAAUGAAAUCAAGAACUACUGGAGAACAAGGGUGCAGAAACAAGCUAAGCAUCUCAAAAUCGACGCAGAAAGUACGGCCUUUCAAGAAAUCAUCCGGAACUUUUGGAUGCCAAGACUGCUUGAAAAGAUUGAAAAUUCCCCAUGUACUUCAGCCAUACCAAUUCUCCAAAGCUCAUCACCAGCCGUAGGAGUUCCCAUACCUAGUGACACUAGUACUACUGCUAGUACUGCUUCUCACCUACAAUACUAUGGCUCAUCAUCAACACAUCUACGAUCUGGUCAAAGCAAUAAUGAACUUAACAACAUGACUGCUGGUUUGGCUAUGAAUGAACAGAGUUCCGACUCAGAAUCAAUGAAUUUUUCUCAGAUUUCUGAUCAGUUCCAUGAAUACCCAACUAGUAGUCCUUUUCAGCCAGCUAAUUUGCUUACCAAUAAUGGCUAUAACUCAUUUUUGGAGGCAUGCUCUUAUGGUGGUGGUAGCGGUGAAAGCAAUGCCUAUGACAAUCACAUGAAUUCGAACCAAUCAACAGUUUUAGAAGGGGGUCUUGGGCACCCUGUUGAGAGUUGCCACGUGGCCGGCAUCAAUUGGCCGGAUAAUGAUUUCUUUGCUGGGGUGUGGAACACGGAUGAUCAAUUAUGGCAGUACAAGAACUAACUAAUUUCUUUUUCAUUUCUUAGUUAAAGGAUUUUGUGUUCAUCCGAAAUAAAUAAUUAUAGGCUUUUUAUUUUUUUCUAGCUAAUCAUGAUAUGAAUCCUCAUCAAAUGGGGCCAUAUAUUUGUGAAUUUUCUACAAAACAAAACUAGAAAAGUCAUAUUGCAA